Molecule: messenger RNA, 928 nt
Organism: Vigna umbellata (rice bean)
Lineage: Eukaryota; Viridiplantae; Streptophyta; Magnoliopsida; Fabales; Fabaceae
Source: RefSeq, a predicted model, not a curated record
UAGAUCUCUGUUUAGGCAGCAACGACUACGAUAAGAAAGCAUCAUAAGCUAGCUUGAGAAAAUAGCAUUGCAUUAGCAGCAGCGUUGAUACAAAGAGGUAGAAAAUGCGAAAGUUCGAUCCAUGGCUCGUUUUCUUCAAGCGCGAAUGGGAACGGAACUGGCCUUUCCUCGUUGGAUUCGCAGUCACCGGAACCGUAAUCACAAAGUUCUCCCUCGGCCUUACCGAGGAAGACGCAAAGAAUUCGAAGUUCGUUCAGGCGCACAAAAGCAAAGAUGUAAGAACUGAACGUGGACGGGCCCAACCAAUUAAAAGAUUUGCAAAUGCAGUUUUGUUUAGUUCCAUGCUUUCUUUGGUGUCUUUGACUUCUUUAUAACGAUAUUUGGAUAUGAUCGAUGUGUGAGCAAUUUUCUCAUUUAAUAUUGUGUUCGUAAUUCUAAUAAAGGUUGAUAAUGUAAUCUUUGAAAUUCAUCGUCCAGAAUUACUUGAAUUAUCUUACUGCGUUGCUCCUCUCACAGAAGGGUGCAUUUCCUUUCUGAGCUAGAUAUGUAUAAAAUCUAGCUUGUUGUUGACCCCAACUGUUAGCCUGAUCACAGCUAUGUUAGCAUCUUGGUCAGUGGUCAUAUCAGGCUCAAUUUUCAGUUGCCUUUUUGUCUGUAGACAACUGUGACAAUGAAUGUGCUUGUUUGCUCUCAAACCUGAUAUGCUGGACAGGAAAAUAAUCUUUCAAGAGUUGAUGGAAGCAUAUUUUUUAACACUCGAAUGACCCCUUUGGUUUAUUAAACUGAAGUAAUGAUCCUUUGGCUAUAAUUGAUGAAUUAUUAGAGAUAACUCAUUAUUGUCAACGAUUUUACUACGGAUUUUGCUACUAUACCUGAUUUGUUUCAUGCUCUAUCUGUUAUGUUAUUAGGCAUGCGUUUAAAUGCAAGA